ACGAUUCCCGUCUCUGAUUUUUCCCAUUUUGACGGUUCUCAAACCCCAUUUCACAUUUCUUCUUCUGUGCCGACCCACUUCAACGAUCAAUGGCUUCCCGAAGGAGAUGAAACCCCAUCAUUGUCCCCUAGAAGCAAGUUGAAGUUUCUUUGUAGUUAUGGCGGCAAGACUCCUCGCCCCACCGAUGGCCAUCUCAAGUAUGUUGGCGGCGAGACGCGCGUUAUUGCUUUGCCUCGCGAUAUCAGUUCAACAGAUCUAAUGAAGAAACUGACUGCUCUGUUUGAUGGAGAUAUGGUGCUAAAGUAUCAGUUGUUUCCUGAGGAUCUUGAUGUUUUGGUCUCUGUGAGGUCUGAUGAGGAUUUAAAGCAUAUGCUUGAUGAAUAUGAUCGGCUCGAAAGCGAAGGAACUCCUAAGCUUCGGUGUUUUUUAUUUCCUUCAAACCCAAUUGUUAUUGAGGCUCAACCGUUCUCCGCUGAUCCCCAUCAAAUUGAGCAACGUUAUCUUGAAGCCAUCAAUGGCAUUGUACGUUCUGGCUCCUCCACCAGCGCAAAACUCUCCCCUACUAAUGCUAACCGCCCUACAUUCAGCAUUUCAUCUGCUUGUUCAUCUCCAAAAUCGUCUUCUCCGGACACCCAAACGGCAGAAUCUAUGGCUCAAGAAGCAUUCUCUUGGAAUAGCAUGAAACCAAGUCGCCCGCCUAUGCACAAGGUCCAUAGCUCUCCUAGCCUUUGCAGUUCCAACAACCUUCAACCUCCCACCAUUGCCAUUCCAAUUAGUAAACACCACAUCCAACAACGCCAUUACCACUAUCAACAAAACCCGCUGCAGCAGCAGCAUCAUAAUAGCUACCAGUCUGCAAGACUGCCACCAGAGUUUAGCCGAUCUAAUGCCCCUGAAAGAGUUCCUAUGAACCUUUCGCCAUCACCGCCUAUAGGUAGGACCGACGUUGGAAGGAGUCUGAUGGGACCUAAUGUUAGCCACCACACAUCUAGUAGACAGCAAAGAGGAAUUGGAGUGUGGAACAAAUAUGGAUACUCUGAAGAGUUUGCAGCGAACGGUUGUGGUAGGAUCGAUAGAACCGAGAGUAAUCAAUGGAGCGCAAAAAAACAGCUUUGGGAGUAACAAAAUACAGUUUGUUUAGUCUUGUAGAUAAUUGGGAAGAACAGAAUCACAGAUGGUGAGUAUAGUCAUCUUCUGUUUGUGCUAUAUUUUGCACAAUCAUCAUACUUUUUGUUUUGAGCUGAUGUUUCCUAUGAAGUAAAUACUUGUAUAGAUGUGUAUAGGUUUCAUAAACAAAUCUCAUGUGUUUGUGAUAUUUUAGUUUAAUACUUGUACAUGGUGUUAUGCCAAACUGUUAAGAUUAUACACAGUGUCGAUGCAAUUCAGGAUUUAAGUUCACUCCUCCAUAUUGUCAUU
This is a messenger RNA of Benincasa hispida (wax gourd), 1416 nucleotides long. Lineage: Eukaryota; Viridiplantae; Streptophyta; Magnoliopsida; Cucurbitales; Cucurbitaceae. The record is from RefSeq and is a predicted model, not a curated record.